Chaetomium strumarium is the source of this 2028-nucleotide messenger RNA. RefSeq names its product uracil phosphoribosyltransferase-domain-containing protein. Gene Ontology annotation, cellular component: cytoplasm. Gene Ontology annotation, biological process: dephosphorylation; L-serine biosynthetic process. Bases 1 to 2028 code for a protein of 675 amino acids. Lineage: Eukaryota; Fungi; Ascomycota; Sordariomycetes; Sordariales; Chaetomiaceae. The record is from RefSeq and is a predicted model, not a curated record. Gene Ontology annotation, molecular function: L-phosphoserine phosphatase activity; magnesium ion binding. The transcript has a single exon.
AUGACCCGCACCAAGCCCGUCGUCAUCGGACUCUACGGGGUCCCCGGCUGCGGCAAAUCGACGCUGCUGCGCGAGCUGAAGCGCAAACUCGGCGAGACGCAGAAAUUCUCCUUUUACGAAGGAUCGGACAUGAUCGCCUCCCUGGUGCCCGGCGGACUGGCUGAGUUCAAGCAAGCCGACGACCAGGUCAAAGCACACUAUCGUCAGUGCGCCAUCAAAGCCAUCGGCGAACAGAGCUGCAGCAGCGGACUGGCGGCUGUUGUCACCGGCCACUUGAUGUUUUGGGACGAGGAUAAUGAUUACCUGACAGAGAUGGUAUACACGCAGAGCGACCUGGACACGUACACGCACAUCGUGUACGUCAACCCGGCUCCGGAGCUUGUCGUCCAGUGGCGCCAGGGGGACCUCUCACGGAACCGUCCGCCUGUUUCGGCCGAGCACAUCCGCAAGUGGCAGCAGUUCGAGAAGGCCGAACUCCGACGUCUCUGCAGGGAUAACGGGAUCCUGUUCAUCUCGGUACCUGACGCUGAGACGGUCCUGGACAGAGUGGCCGCCUUGCUGCUUGACUUCGAGCGUCACACCGAGGGCCACAAUCUCGACAAAGCCGUGGACAUGCUCCGCAGCGUCCUGGAUCGCCAUCGAGAGAAGAAGAUGCAGACCACACUGGUCCUGGACGGUGAUAGGACGCUUGCACCGGUAGACACCGGUCCGCUGUUCUGGAAGCUCGCUGCGAAGGGGACCGCCCCGGUUGAAGAAGACGACAUUUCCUUGAAGACGCUGUUCAGCAGCCCAUUGGGGUACACAUACACUGCCUUCCGCCAGGCAACCUUCCUGUACGAAGAACAUGUUCCCCGCGAGGACAACUUCAACCGCAUGUGCGAUGAGGCAGCGUCGUUUGUCCGGCUCUACCCGGAAAUGGUUACCCUCUUGAAGCAUGCGGAGAAGCACAGCCAGCAUGUUGCGGUGGUUGUGGUGACCUGUGGUCUGCGUCGCGUCUGGGAAUCCGCGUUGGCGAGGGCCGGCCUCUCAGACACUGUCCAAGUAAUCGGUGGUGGCCGCCUCUCGGACGGUUUUGUUGUCACUGCUGAAGUCAAAGCGGCUUUGGUGGUCCGUCUGCGCGAGGAGUACGCCUCGUACGUCUGGGUCUUCGGAGACAGCCCCCUGGACCUGCCCAUGAUGCAGGAAGCGCAUCAAGCAGUCGUCGUCGUGGGCAAAGAGCAAACCCGGAGCAAGACGAUGGAGGAGCGGCUGCAGCAUGCUAUCAUGGUCGAUGGCCUCCGCGCCCGCCAGGCACUGCUGCCUCCCACCGCACCGCCUCGAUUGGACACGGCCAGGCUCCCUGUGGUGCGGAUCGCCGAUGACGAGUUCCUCGCCGCCGUCGUGCGUCCGCGCAGUACCAACGAUCGCAUUCUGCAUGCCACGGCUCGCAGCGCGGCAAAGCUGUUGAUGACACCGACCCGCGACGCAAGUAUUGCCGGUCCCGCUCUGAGGAAGGCCCAUGCAAAAGUUGGGUGGUAUCUGGCAACGGAACUGCUACCGGAUGUACUUGAGACGGAAGAGUAUAGCAUCCCCCAUGUCCAGGGGCACACCACCAGCGGACAUCGCAUCUCGAACGAAAACAAGGCGACCAUCAUCGCCCUGAUGCGCGGCGGCGAGCCCAUGGCCCUGGGUGUCAAUGACGCCCUCCCGACCGCCAUGUUUGUCCAUGCCAAGAAGCCGGGCGAUGUCAAGGCCGAGCAUGUCAAGGGCCAGUGGGCGAUCCUACUGGUCGACUCCGUGGUGAACAGCGGGGAGUCGAUGGUGGAGUUCGUCCGGCGGAUCCGGAGCCUCGAUGCGACUGUCCCCAUCGUGUGUGUUGCCGGCGUUGUCCAGGCCCUGUCGGUUCACUCUUCUCAAUACCUCGGCCGGGACCUGGAGGCGGAUAAAGCGCUGAGCUUGGUUGCUCUUCGUCUUUCGGACAACAAGUUCACGGGUCAGGGGGGCACUGAUACGGGGAAUCGUUUGUUUAACACGACCAAGAUCGACUGA